Molecule: messenger RNA, 4629 nt
Organism: Microtus oregoni (creeping vole)
Lineage: Eukaryota; Metazoa; Chordata; Mammalia; Rodentia; Cricetidae
Gene: Twsg1
Product: twisted gastrulation BMP signaling modulator 1
Exons: 5
Coding region: 170-838 (222 amino acids)
Biological process (GO): regulation of BMP signaling pathway
Source: RefSeq, a predicted model, not a curated record
GGCCAGCGAGCCGGCGCGGGCGGACGGGCAGGCGGGGAGAGGCCAGGGGGCGGGCGGGCCUGUGUGUUGGCGGCGCCGAAGCUCGCGGGAGCGGCUUGGGAGCUCGGCCGCCGGGAGGAGGCCGCGGCCACGCUUCCUGGCAGUUACUGAGGGGCUUCUUUGAAGAACCAUGAAGUCACACUAUGUUGUGCUAACCCUAGCCUCCCUGGUGUUCCUGACGAGCCUCCCUGUGUCACAGAGCUGUAACAAAGCUCUCUGUGCUAGCGAUGUGAGCAAGUGCCUCAUUCAGGAGCUCUGCCAGUGCCGGCCGGGAGAAGGAAGCUGCCCGUGCUGUAAGGAGUGCAUGCUGUGCCUCGGGGCGCUGUGGGAUGAGUGCUGCGACUGUGUGGGCAUGUGUAACCCUCGGAAUUACAGCGACACACCUCCCACCUCAAAGAGCACAGUGGAGGAGCUGCAUGAGCCCAUCCCCUCCCUGUUCAGGGCGCUCACGGAGGGGGACACCCAGCUGAACUGGAACAUCGUCUCCUUCCCUGUGGCGGAGGAGCUCUCACACCAUGAAAAUUUAGUUUCCUUUUUAGAAACUGUGAACCAGCCGCACCACCAAAAUGUGUCUGUUCCCAGCAACAAUGUUCACGCUCCUUAUCCCAACGACAAAGAGCACAUGUGCACUGUGGUUUACUUUGAUGACUGCAUGUCCAUACAUCAGUGUAAAAUAUCCUGCGAGUCCAUGGGAGCGUCCAAAUACCGUUGGUUUCAUAACGCCUGCUGUGAGUGCAUUGGUCCAGAGUGUAUCGACUACGGCAGUAAGACGGUCAAGUGUAUGAACUGCAUGUUCUAAAGAAGGGAAAGGAACGCAAUCCAAAGCAGCUUAGUUACUAGGAGGACAUGAAAAUUACUCAGUAAGUCAUGAAGUGUGCAGAAGUCAUGAGUCAAGUAUGCUAGGAACAUACUAAAUUAUGUUGUUAUAACUGUACCUUUUCUGUUUGUUGCCUAUUAGUGUAUGUCUUUUCCAUGGGAACAGUAGAACUCUAGUCCUAUAAGAAUGGGGUACAGAGGAGUUGUGGAAGAGCUGUAGUUCUGACGGAAGGUCUGGUGCCUUCGGUUACCAGGAGCUGUGGCUCUCAACUACCAGCCUCAAGUUCACCAGGUCUGUGUCCUUAAAGCUUUCCUAACCGUGCCUUGGAUUGCUUAUCUGUUUUAUAUAAAGAGAGUAAAUAUUGCAGCUCACAUUCAAGCCACUGUAAAAGCUUCAUGGUUAUCUUACAUAGUUUUAGAAAGUAAAUAUUUACUCUAUUUUACAGCAGAAAACUUUUCCCUAGAGCCAGUGAGCUGACUCGGUGGGUAAAAGUGUUUGCUGCCAUGCCUGAUGACCUGAGCUUGAUCCCUAGCACCAGAGCCCAUACAGUGGAGGAGAGAACCAACAGACCUCCAUACAUGCACAAUAACAUGCAUGCAUAUGCGCACAGGCACACACACACUAAGUAAAUGUUUAAAACAACUUUAAACCUCUCACGUGGUGAGAUCUGUCCUACGGCACUCAUGCCGACGGUGACUUAGCCGUGGUCUUGCACUCCCCCACCCACAGUGCUGAUGUAUAGGCAGUUGAAUCAUCUCUACCAAGAAUUGUGGCACACCCUUGAAACUCCACUAAACGCACUGUGAGGAUCUGGGUGCAAAAGAAGCCAGGGAAAGAGCAGCCAGGCUGUAUGUAGGUCAUGUGAUGCCACAUCAGGCACCAGGAAGCAGCUGUCCUUUUCCAGCUGCAAGCAGAGGUGAGAGUGAGGUGCACAAGGAGAAGGGUCAGGCUCGGCACCAGCCAACCAGCCAGCUUCUCCAGCACACAGAACCAUGGGCUCGGCACCAGCCAACCAGCCAGCUUCUCCAGCACACAGAACCACAGGCUCGGCACCAGCCAACCAGCCAGCUUCUCCAGCACACAGAACCGUGGUCAGGCUCGGCACCAGCCAACCAGCCAGCUUCUCCAGCACACAGAACCAUGGGCUCGGCACCAGCCAACCAGCCAGCUUCUCCAUCACACAGAACCACAGGCUCGGCACCAGCCAACCAGCCAGCUUCUCCAGCACAUAGAACCACAGGCUUAGCACCAGCCAACCAGCCAGCUUCUCCAGCACACAGAACCGUGGUCAGGCUCGGCACCAGCCAACCAGCCAGCUUCUCCAGCACACAGAACCGUGGUCAGGCUCGGCACCAGCCAACCAGCCAGCUUCUCCAGCACACAGAACCGUGGUCAGGCUCGGCACCAGCCAACCAGCCAGCUUCUCCAGCACACAGACUGCAGGCUCGGCACCAGCAAACCAGCCAGCUUCUUUAGCACGUGAGGUUGCAGAGGGUUGAAAAGGAAUUUACAGACGUAAACAGAGAAGGGCGAGAUUGUUGGGAACUCUUAGCAUCUACCUUAAAACCAUUUAUAGUCUCUGUUUUUGUUACUUUGUAAUGUCUAUAUUUGUUUCUGGAUAUCUGAAUCUAAUAUUCUUAUUAAAUAAGCAUCAUAUUUUGGAAGCUGUACUUCUAAAAGUGGAGGGGAAAAUCUGUUUAAUAUGUUUACUCCUACUUAUUACAGAAUUAUCUAAUUAGCUUCUUAUGUAGUGUUUCCCUAGAGACAAGCUGAAAUACUACAUACCCUUCAUAGAAAUAAAAUCCUCACUUUCAAGCAUGAUUCUAAAACAAAUAUUUAAAAUACACAGGCUCAUUUUAAUGAAAUUGCUAUUUUUUUGCUAGUGCGGAUCUGAAUUAAAAGUAACUUUUUAGGAAUACUCUUUAUAUGUCUAUAUAUUUUAGUACAUAAAAUAGAAAAUGCUCUUAAACACAUUUUGCAUUCUUAUUUGAAUAGUAGUUAACUACAAGAUUGUGAUAUUACAUAAGGCUACCCACUAUAAAACCUGUUCUUUCCCAUAGCUGAAGAGCUCUCCAGGUCCUCAGCUUUCUAACGUCACGGCAUCCUCUCUCACUCACAGCAGCGCCUCUGUUUCAGCCUUGGGAACAGCUCAGCUCCUUUCGUAGCUCCGACACCACCCGGGGUUUUCUUGACAUCAGAAGGGGCUUUGAAGGACUGCAGCUUGCUGCUCCAUUUCAUCUUCCUAAUUGUCAAGAAAGUCAUGCCUAUGAAUGGGAAUGCUCUGAUGGCUGCAGGCAGUUUGCCUUCAAGUUUUCUUUUUUGGUUUGUUUGUUUUUGUUUUGUUUUGAAACAGGGUCUCUAUGAAGCCCUGGCUGGCCUGGAACUUGCUACACAGACCAGGCUGACUGUCCUCAUGCCUUCUUAUGGUGGCCACAAGCAUUGUUAACGUAUAUCAUUGCCUUUUUAAAAAUCUUUUCAUUAUCAAAUCUUAAAAUGUUGUAUGUCUUUUUUACCCCAUACAUUUCUCUGUGGACAGUGUCUUAAACCAAUUGCUUUACUGUUUUUUAUUGCCCUGUUUUCCCCAUUAGAAUUGAUCCCACAGAUAAGUUUUAUGUUCCUAUUUUGUGUAUUUCUUCUGGUUUGUCAAGGCCUUGAGGAAAAAGCAGCAUUCAGCCGACAGGUUUUAGUUUUAGAGCUGGGGGUUGUGCGCACACUUGUGGUCCCACACUUGAGAGGCUGAACAAGGGACCUCAAGAUCACAGGACACACAGGAAGACACUGUCUCAAAACAGCAAAGAAAUCCUUUCUAGUUCUAUACUCAACAUCCUGAGUAUUGUUUUUUCUAAAUUGAAAUUAAACAUUUAAGAAGCUAAUAGCCUCGCUAGUGCCUUCUACACCAUUCUAGCAUGUUCACUUCCCUAUUGAAGAGUUUGUAAUAGUUUGUUCCUUUUUAUAGUUUUUAUAGUUUAUCUUUAUUAUAGCCAGAUCAGAAAACACUAGAUUUUAAGGGCUGGAUUGAAGCCCAGUGAUAGAGCUCUUGCUUAUCAUGGGUGUAGCCCUGGGUUUCCUCCUGGGUACCAACAAGAAACAAAACACUAGGUUGUGAAUCAGAGGGUAUCAUUAAAUCCAUACAUACACACACUUUCCUGUAGCAAGACAUGGGCUUAUGGGCAGGUUUUUGUCUUGUGUUUCUCCCAUAACAUUUAAUUAUGAUUGUAACUAUUAGUAAUUAUGGUACAAAAGCAAGUGGUGAUUCAAGUAAAAUGUAGUGUUUGUUUACACAGGAUGCUGUGAAAGGGGUCUUCACACCAAAGGAAAACUUUUUGGUUUUUCAAGACAGGGUUUCUCUGUAUAGCCUUGACUGUCCUAGAACUCACUCUGUAGACCAGGCUGGCCUCAAACUCACAAAAGAUCCACCAUCUCUCCCUCCCAAAUACUGGAAUUAAAGGCAUGUGCCACCACUGCCUGGCCAAAGUAUAAGUUCUAAAGUUUCAGAAAAUAAGAUUGUCAUUAGGAUAUUCAAACAAGUAUUUGUAAAUCAAAAAACCUUCAAAUAGAGAAACUAAAGCUUCUCUGGAAAACAAGGCUUAGAACUGGGCACAGUUGAAAGGUUUGUACUUAGCAUCUUUCAAGACUUUAAAUUCUUUUGUCCAUUCCCAAGAGUCUGUUUCUUGCGUUUGGCAUGACCUACAACAUAUGUAAUUGUGUAUAUUCUCAUUGGUUGUCUCUGUAAUCAAAAAAGUAUUUUAAUAAAAAAUAGAAAUGAACCUGCA